CACUCCCUCCACGCCGGCCGCACCUCGCACCUCGCCUCGCGCGCCUUCUCGCGCACACAGCACAGCACACGCAGCUUGCCCACUGCCAGCGCCACCCACCUCCGCCUCGCACCCCGCCCGCACCGCCCAGCAUGUCGGCGCUGCAGCUCCUCGCGCUCGCGGUGACGCAUCCCUUCGAGCUGCGCUCCCUCAUCACCUACAAGGUCUGGCGCGACCCGCUCAACGACAUCAAGAGCAGCGCCGACAGCGGCUGGGAGCGCCAGACGAUGCGCGACUGCUGGACGCUGCUCGACCAGACGUCGCGCAGCUUUGCGGCCGUGAUCAAGGAGCUCAAGGGCGAGCUGGGCCGCGUCAUCUGCCUCUUCUACCUCGUGCUGCGCGCCCUCGACACCGUCGAGGACGACAUGACCAUCGACAACACGCGCAAGGUACAGCUGCUGCGCGACUUCUACACGAAGCUCGAGCAGCCCGGCUGGAACUUUACCGAGAGCGGCCCCAACGAGAAGGACCGCCACCUGCUCGUCGACUUCCACAAGGUCAUCGAGGAGUACCAGCGCCUCGGCCCUGAGUACCGCGUCGUCAUCUCCGACAUCACCGCCAAGAUGGGCGCCGGCAUGGCCUCCUACAUCCUCGCCUCGUCGCAGUCGUCGCUGCACGUCGCUACGUUUGCGGACUACGACCUGUACUGCCACUUUGUCGCCGGCCUCGUCGGCGAGGGCCUGUCGCGCCUCUUUGGCUCGUCGGGCAUCGAGCGCCGCUGGCUGUGCGACCAGCUCUCGCUCUCCAACCACAUGGGCCUCUUCCUGCAGAAGACCAACAUCAUCCGCGACUACGCCGAGGACUGCCGCGACGGGCGCUUCUUCUGGCCCGCCGAGGCGUACAAAAAGGCCGGCUUCCAGACGCAGGCCGACGUGGCGCGCGGCAUCGUGCCGGCCAAGUCGGGCCACUUCAAGCCGCAGGGCCCUGACGGCAAGGCAGCCAUGGGCGUGCUGAGCGACAUGCUCCUCGACGCCAUGCAGCACGCCACGCGCGCCCUCGACUACCUCAGUCUGCUGCGCGACCAGAGUGUCUUCAACUUCUGCGCCAUCCCGCAGGUCAUGGCCAUCGCCACCAUUGAGCUCAUGUUUGCCAACCCCGACGUCUUCCGGCGGAACGUCAAGAUCCGCAAGAGCCAGGCGGUGCAGCUGAUCCUCAAGUCGAUCAACCCGCGCGACGUGGCGUACCUCUUUGUCGAGUUCACGCGCAAGAUGCGCAGCCGCCUCGACCCUGCCGACCCGCACUUUGUCCGGUGGACCGUCGAGCUCGGACGUAUCGAGACGUGGGCCGAGACCUUUUAUCCAACAUUCGUCACUGCCGCAACGGAGGGCACGUCGGACGACGUGCGCAUCGGCGGCUUGCAACGGUACUCAGAGGCGCGCGUCAAGCUGGCGCAGGAGCUUGCGGUCAAGGCAGGCAAGGAGAUCGCCGCGCCAAAUGACGACGACCCCAAGUUCACUGCCAUGAGCGAUGCAGAGCGCGCCGCACGAGAGAAGAAGGACCGCGCCGACCUGCUGCGCUUCUUUUCCCUCAUCCUCCUGGCCAUGACGGGCUUCAUCCUCGUCGUCGCGCUGGCCGGCUGGUACGCGGCGUGGUACUGGACACAGACGGGCACCGACCCGCUCACUCUCUUCCUCAUCGAGCAAUACCACGAGGCGCGCGCCGCCUCCUACCACCUCGCCGCGCAGGCGGCCGGCCUGGCCAAGGACGCCAUCAGCUCGACGAAGGCCAAGCUGGAGCUCUGAGGCGCGCGCGGCUGCGCGACACGGGACACGACUCAUGCGGCAUGGG
Molecule: messenger RNA, 1827 nt
Organism: Tilletiopsis washingtonensis
Lineage: Eukaryota; Fungi; Basidiomycota; Exobasidiomycetes; Entylomatales
Product: farnesyl-diphosphate farnesyltransferase
Exons: 8
Coding region: 132-1781 (549 amino acids)
Biological process (GO): farnesyl diphosphate metabolic process; ergosterol biosynthetic process
Cellular component (GO): endoplasmic reticulum membrane
Molecular function (GO): squalene synthase [NAD(P)H] activity
Source: RefSeq, a predicted model, not a curated record